Messenger RNA from Mus pahari (shrew mouse), 2169 nucleotides. It is a transcript of the gene Nlrp5, whose product is annotated as NLR family pyrin domain containing 5. Lineage: Eukaryota; Metazoa; Chordata; Mammalia; Rodentia; Muridae. The record is from RefSeq and is a predicted model, not a curated record. Gene Ontology annotation, cellular component: cytosol; cell cortex; subcortical maternal complex. Gene Ontology annotation, biological process: regulation of inflammatory response.
AUGGAGGUGACCUACAAGGCCCACGUGAUAGCUAAAUUCAACACAAGUGUGGAUCUACACUGUGAUAGCCCAGAGAUGAAAUUAUUGUCUGAUGCUUUUAAACCAUACCAGAAAAGCUUCCAGCCUCACACCAUUAUCCUACAUGGAAGACCAGGAGUUGGGAAGUCAGCUUUGGCCAGAAGUACUGUUCUGGGCUGGGCACAGGGUAAACUCUUCCAAAAAAUGUCCUAUGUCUCCUUCUUCUCUGUUAGAGAAAUAAAGUGGACAGAGAAGAGCAGUUUGGCACAGCUGAUUGCCAAGGAGUGGCCAGACUCCUGGGCUCCAGUGACAAAGAUCAUGUCCCAACCAGAAAGACUCUUGUUUGUCAUAGAUGGAUUGGAUGAUAUGGACUCUGUCCUCCAACAUGAUGAUAUGACACUCUCCAGAGACUGGAAGGAUGAACAGUCCAUAUACAUCCUGAUGUACAGCCUCCUAAGGAAGGCCCUCCUACCCCAGUCCUUUCUCAUCAUUACCACCAGAAACACAGGCUUAGAAAAGCUCAAGUCGAUGGUUGUGUCCCCCCUCUAUAUACUGGUUGAAGGACUAUCUGCCUCAAGGAGAUCUCAGCUGGUCCUCAAGAGCAUCUCCGAUGAGUAUAAGAUAAUGCAAGUCUUCCAUUCUGUAAUAGAAAAUCACCAGCGAUUUGACCAGUCAGGCUCACUGGUCUGAGAGUCUCUACAGCUGCAGAAGCUGGGAAAGGGAUGUACCCUACCCUGCCAGACUCUCACCGGUUUGUAUGCCACGUUGGUGUUCCACCAGCUCACCUUGAGAAGGCCUUCCCAGAGCACUCUCAGUCAGGAAGAACAAAUUACUCUAGUGGGUUUGAGCAGGAUGGCAGCUGAGGGAGUGUGGGCCAGGAGGUCAGUGCUCUAUGAUGAUGACCUGAAGACCUACAGCCUAAAGGAGUCUGAGAUCUUGGCUCUCUUUCAUAUGAGCAUCCUUCUCCAGGUUGGCCACAGCAGUGAGCAGUGUUACAUUUUCUUCCACCUCAGCCUGCAGGGUUUCUUUGCUGCCUUGUAUUAUGUUUUAGAAGGGCUGGGGGAAUGGAAUCAGCAUUUUUGCUUCAUUAAGAACCAAAGGAGCAUCCCGGAGGUGAAGAGAACCGACAACACUCGCCUCCUCGGGAUGAAUCGUUUCUUAUUUGGCCUCAUGAACAAGGAUAUCUUGAAGACUCUGGAGGUUCUGUUUGAAUGUCCUGUGAUUCCGACUGCUAAGCCAAAGCUCAACACUGGGUCUCACUGGGUCUCUCUGAUAGGUCAGCAGGUCAACGGCACCAGCCCUAUGGACACCCUGGAUGCCUUCUAUUAUCUAUUUGAGUCUCAGGAUGAAGAGUUUGCUCACAUGGCUCUCAACCGCUUCCGAGAAGUGUGGCUUCUGAUUCACCAGAAGAUGGACUUGAAGGUAUCUUCCUACUGUCUCUAGCACUGUCAGAACUUGCAGGCAAUCCGGGUGGAUACCAGAGACGUCUUCUCGUGGUGGGGAAAGUUCUACUCUGUGCUUGGCAACCACCAGAACUUGAAGGAGCUGGACUUGGGUGACAGCAUCCUGAGUCAAUAGGCCAUUAAGAUACUGUGACUCGAGCUGCGGAAUCGGUCCUGCAGAAUACAGAAGCUGACACUGGACAGCUGUGACCUCACACCUGUCAGCUGCCACAUUCUGGCCUCAGCCCUUUUCAGCAACCAGAACUUGACUCACCUGUGCCUGGCAAACAACAGCCUGAGGACUGAAGAAGUUGCACAGCUGUGUCAGUUCGUGAGGCAUCCGGGGUGUGCUCACUGCAACAUUGUAGAUGAUGCUUACAGCUUCCUGGCUUUGAUACUUACAAACAACACAAAGCUGACACACCUGAGCCUGACCAUGAACCCCAUAGGGGAUGGUGCAAUGAAGCUACUGUGUGAAGCUUUUAAGGAGCCCGCUUGUUGCCUUCAAGAACUGGAGUGAGUGAACAAUGGGGUUAAGGGUCAUCUCUGCUGCCAGGGUUUUGGAGAGCAAGAGAUGGAUAAGGAGAUCCUGUGGAAGCAGUGGUACUAUGCCCGGGUGAGAAGACAGCUGGAGGAAGUGCAGUUUAUCAGGCCCCACGUGGUGAUUGAUGCUGUUGAGGAAGAUGACCGAAACUGGUGGAAAAACUGA